Molecule: messenger RNA, 1197 nt
Organism: Paramecium pentaurelia
Lineage: Eukaryota; Ciliophora; Oligohymenophorea; Peniculida; Parameciidae
Source: the annotation of a GenBank genome assembly
AUGAUUGUUUCUGAAUAAGAAAAUAUACAAAUUGGAAUUUUAUAUGAUGAGAAAAUUAUUGGUAUAACUGUUAAGAGGUAUGAUAUGAUCAAAUAGUAUUUGUGCAAAUAUUUUUCACUUCCUGAAAAAGAAACAGCUGUAAAAAUUAAUGAAAAGAUAUGUGAUUCUAAUGAAAAUUUUGAUGAUUAUUUAAAAGAUGAUAAACUUUUAGAAAUUCAUUUGUUUAAUAUAAAUAAACUAAUAGAUGAUUAAAAAGAAUUAUAAACUAUCAAAAAUUCAUAAAUAUUUAAUCGCCUUUCUAUAAUAGAAAAUAAAUCUUAAGUAGCUUGUUAAACAAUAGAAUAAUUCAACUAAUUUGAUAAUAUAAAUCAAGUAGAUUAAAAUGAAAGAGUUCAUAAUGAAGUUUGUAGUCAAAUUUCAUAUUAAAAUUAAUUUUCUUCGUAAAUUAUUGAUAAAAUAGUCACAUGCAUUCACUGUUUAUAAUAAAUUGAUAAGGAUAUGAUAUAAACUCCAUGUUAACAUUUUUUUCAUUUUGAAUGUUUAGAUUAAUAUAUUUAAAAUACUUUAUAGUUAUCAUUUACUAUUUUAUAGUGUUUAUGUCGUUGUAAAUUAUCUUUAAAAAUCAUAAAUAUGUUAGGUGAAUAGGAUAAGUGCAAAAAGUAUACAGAAUUAUUUUUAGAGAAUUAAUUGUUUUAAAUUUAGAAAACUUAUUCUUAAAAUAUUGGAAGAUGCAUAGAUAAUUAAGAUUGUAAAUUUUGGUUUUUUCUUUAAACUAAUACCAAUAGCCAAAUACAUAAGAAAAUCUCAUGCUUUUAAUGUUCUAAUUAGAUAGAUAUUAAAUAAACAAUAAACUCUGCUCCAAAUUAAUAGAUCUCUAAAAUAUUUCAAUAAGUUCAAUUAGUAAAAUCAUAUACAUAAUCUAAUCAUAUUGAAGAUAAGAUAUAAGAUUAAGAGUAAGAAAAAGAAGAAGAAAAAGAGUAAGUAUAAAAAAAAUUUGAAUAAUAAGAUAUAUCAAACGAUAUUGAAACAUAAAUAGUAAUAGAGAGUAAUAAAUCUUGCCACAUAAAUUUUUAAAUAACUGACGAUAAAAAAGUUAAGGAAGAGUAACCAAAUAAUAAUCUAUAAAAAUAAAAUGAGUAAGAGAUAAUAUAGGAUUAAGAGGAGAAAAAUUUAGAAUAAUAAAUUUACAAUUAAUGA